Exaiptasia diaphana is the source of this 3422-nucleotide messenger RNA. RefSeq names its product probable flavin-containing monoamine oxidase A. The transcript is spliced from 11 exons. Bases 206 to 1651 code for a protein of 481 amino acids. Lineage: Eukaryota; Metazoa; Cnidaria; Anthozoa; Actiniaria; Aiptasiidae. The record is from RefSeq and is a predicted model, not a curated record. Gene Ontology annotation, molecular function: oxidoreductase activity.
GAUUUUGUUUGCGAAUUGGAAAAAGAGCAGCAGAGAGGACUUACAUUUCAUCUUGUCAUAUGACUUGGAAGAGUUUUAUGUUUAUGGCUGCUUUCCGGCCUUGAGUUCAUAAACAUGUAAAGGAAAUUGAAGAACUUUCCUGUUAGACAAUUUUUGCAGCAAUUACCAUUAAAUUUAGGCACUUCGUUGGAGUGUUGUUGUUCUGAUGGCGACCGCGAGCAACCACAAUGGCGACCUGGAUGAAGUAUCUUCGGUGGAUGUCGUGAUAGUUGGAGCAGGAAUUUCUGGUCUUUGUGCGGCUUAUAGCAUCCUGAAAACAGAGAAAUACCAUUCUAUUGUAGUUCUGGAAGCUAAAGAUCGUGUCGGCGGGCGCCUGGACUCUAUUAAACUUAAAACUACUCAUGGGGAAGACGCAUGGGAUGUUGGUGGACAAUGGAUUGGAAGGGAGCAAAAAGACAUUGUAGAAUUAUUAGAAGAACUGAAGAUAGAAACCUAUAAGCAAUGGUAUGAUGGCAAGAAAAUCAUACAACUCAGUGAUGGGAAGUUGAAAACAUACUCUGGUAGCUAUCCAUCUCUCUCAUAUUUAUCACUGAUAGACACAUACUAUUUGAACUGCAAAAUAGAAAAUUUGUGCAAUUUAGUUCCACUAGAUGAUCCCAAUAAAUGUAUUUAUGCUGAAGAGUGGGAUGGAAUGACUGUUGAAUCCUGGGUUAAACAGCAAGCUUGGACACAAGGAACAGUUGAAAUGAUAGAAAUUGCCGUAGGAUGUAUAUUUGGAGUGACAACAGCACAGAUGUCUCUAUUGUUCUUCUUACAUUAUCUUCAGACUUGUGGUGGCUGGGAAAAUCUGGUUGAAUCCGGGAAAGAGGGUGGAGCACAAGAAUUCAGAGUCAAAGGAACUGCACACAAUGUAACUAAAGUUUUGGCAGAGAGAAUUGGGUGGAAUAAGAUCCUUCUCAGGCAACCUGUAGUCUCAAUAAGACAGACUUCUGAAAGUAUUGUUGUUUGUACAAAAAAKGGUUUGAGAUUUGUUGCAAAGUUUGCCAUUAUUGCAAUCCCCCCACGAUUAACAGGCAAGAUUGAUUUUAUGCCGAGAUUGCCAUAUGACAAGCAGCACACCAUUGAAAAUAUGAUUCCUUCGCAUCUGACCAAGUUUAUUGUAAGCUAUCCUUCUGCAUUUUGGAGGAAGAAUGGGAUGUCUGGUGAGAUAGCUCAUAUAACAGGAAGAUAUCACUGCGAGUCAGACCCAAUAGCAUUAACAUUUGAUGGAACAACAAGUAAUGGAAGCCCAGCUAUUAUUGGGUUUAUUACUUCAUAUGCAGCUUCCAAGUGGAGCAAUAAAUCAGAAGAGAAGAAGAAGGAUGCUAUUAUCAAGUCUCUUGCAAGAUACUUGGGUUCUGAUGCUGAAAAUCCAUUGGACUGUGCUGUUAAGGAUUGGUCAGAGGAAGAAUGGAAUGGUGGAUGUCCAGUAGAUGUCAUGGUUCCUGGUGCUUUUACCAACUACGGCAAUUGCCUAAAAGAACCAUUUCAAAGGAUACAUUGGGCAGGAACUGAGACAUCUGAUGUCCAUCGUGGUUAUAUCAGUGGAGGUGUGCAUGCUGGUUACAGAGCUGCCAGGGAGGUCAUUACAAGACUUCAGACAAAUAAGUAAUGCCUUUUGCAGGCAACUCCUUCCACAAUGGCUUUAGGCCAUGUAAAGAUGUCUGUUAUCUCCUCAUUGCCUCAGUUCCCCUGAAGAAAAAAGUGAAAUAGAUGAUAUAAAAUAAUUCAGUAAAUUUCUAGACUUAAUUAUUAUAUGAAUUAUGAUGAGUUUAAAGUACAGUCAUAUUGAAUAAGCGUUCUCAAAUAAUAUUUUUUGAUGGUUUCCAUUUACUUCAAACCUAUGUACAUGUAUUAUAACCUCCUUUUAGCAUUUUUCUUUCCUUUCUAAAAAAAAAUAACAGGCUUCCUGUUUUAGAUCGGUAAGAGAGCAGGAUGCCUCCAGAGGAUGCAGAGGAGGCUACAUAUGAUAUAUUGUUAAUUAUAAUAACAAUGGGGGCAAAAUGAAAUGAAAGUUUAUUUACGCUCACUUGCUGUGGCUAUAUGAUUUUACUGAUAUAUAUUACCUCAUCACUGGUGGUGUGAGUAGCGUUUGGAAUACAUACAUCAGUCUGAUCUGUACAGACCUUACGCAGUCGUGGCUCCUCGUGAAUUUUAAAUGAAUAAAUAGGCUUAAUAUUAUAAUAUUAUAUAUUAUAAAUAAUAUUUUAUGCAAAAUGCAAAUUGUUAGCAUAAAACAAAGUAUAAUGAUGUAGAAGAUAUAUGCACAAUCUUGUAGCCCUAGUCUUCAUUUUUCUUGGCCAGCGCUGUCGACAAACAUUACGUUUACAUGUUUGACGUUGGUCAAGAAGUCUCAGGGUACGAGAUUGAUAUAUAUGUUGUGACAUGAAUUUAUAAUAAGUUGCAAUUUCAAAGUGUUACCACUCGACAGUGAAGUCAUUAAACCUGUGAAACAUAACCUUGCUAUCAAAGUGUGAUAGUCUCAACUAAAGUGUAUUUAGUGCAAUAUCUAUUUAACAGGUUUUUUUACUUCACUUCAAUUUAAAGCAUGCAACUGUACAAAAUCUAUAGAGUAAUAUUAAUUUGCACUAAAAGUGGACCUGAAGCAAGACGGUAUUAAAUGCUUAAUUUGUAUCAAUUCAAUUUUUGUACCGCAUGUACAAUUUACUAAAUACAACUAAAUAGAACUAUUCAGUUUGUACAGUUGCACGAUUUAAGUGCGAUCACUCUAUUACCUAUACUAACAUCAGCUAUUCUAUAAGAAUUGAAACCAAUACCGAUAGUACCCCAGAUGUACAAUCAAUUCUUUAAUAUAAUCAAUGUUUGCCAGUUUUAUACCAUACAGGAAUAAGAUUAAUUUUAUUCAAACAAAAAAAAAGUCUACAAAACACUUGCAAGUACUACUAGAAUGUCUCUUCUACGUUUACUUAAAAAAGUGUUUUUAAACUGCAUAAUAUUUAUCUUAAAUGUUUCCAAUGAGGUACAACCAAGCUAUAAACUAUCUAUUGUACAUUCUUUAACUGAAUCAUGCGCACAAAAUGAAGUUUUAUGAUAAAUAUUGUAUCUGGAGCUUUGGUCAAAAGAAAAAUGCAAAAGAAAUAUUAAGUAAACAUUUAUUUUUUUAAUUGAACACAAACAUUUGUAAUUUUUUAAUUGGGAAGUAUGUUGGGUAAUAGUUGAGUUUUCCCCAUCAACAAUAAAUACAAUGUUUUUCUCAGUAAGAAAGCUUGGUCUACUAGGAAGGUUGCACGGUUACGUGCACCAUCUUGAAAGGUACAUCGAAGCGUGACAACCAAGAUGGCGCAGGGAACCGUGAAGAAGACUAUUGUAUUUUGAUUGUAUCAUCUCCUAUUUUGUUAAUAAAAUAAGAUUGCUUAUCCUUA